Molecule: messenger RNA, 1485 nt
Organism: Lottia gigantea (owl limpet)
Lineage: Eukaryota; Metazoa; Mollusca; Gastropoda; Lottiidae
Exons: 7
Coding region: 1-1485 (494 amino acids)
Biological process (GO): signal transduction; monoatomic ion transmembrane transport; nervous system process
Cellular component (GO): synapse; postsynaptic membrane; neuron projection
Molecular function (GO): acetylcholine-gated monoatomic cation-selective channel activity; transmembrane signaling receptor activity
Source: RefSeq, a predicted model, not a curated record
AUGGUCAAUGGAUGGAUUAAACGAACUGAACUUUCAGGACAAAAUCGUGUAGCCGCCUUAAAAGGAACCGUAGAAUCACUCUCAGAUGAAGACAAACUGGUCAAAAAGAUUAUCCAUGCGUAUGAAAGAAGAGGAAAAUAUGGUCGACCAGUGAAGAAAUAUAAUGACACCCUCACAGUAUAUUUUAGUAUCCAGUUGACACAGAUCAUGGACCUCGAUGAAAAAAAUCAAGUUUUGAGCUUAAAUAUUUGGGAUCAAUACUGGUGGAAAGAUGAUCAUAUACAUUGGAAUAAGGAAGAUUAUGGUGGAGUGGAGAAAGUUAGAAUACCUUAUGAUAAAAUAUGGUUACCGGAUAUUAAACUAUAUAAUUAUGCUGAUCUACGUUUAGAAGAACAUCGAAAACCCCUGUGUGUAUUUUAUCAUACAGGUGAUAUACAAUGGAUGCCACAAGUUGUUUAUCGAAGUUCCUGUUUAAUAGAUGUUUAUAAAUUCCCAUUUGAUGUUCAAAACUGUUCGUUAAAAUUUGGCUCCUGGACAUAUAACGGGGCUGAAUUAGAUAUAGAAUUCUAUGAAGAUAGAAACUACAUCGAUUUAACAGAAUAUAUCGAGAGUAAUGCUUGGCAGAUCAUAGAUGUACCCGGUGUUAAAAAUACCGAGUAUUAUACCUGCUGCCCUUCACCAUUCGUAGACAUAACUUAUAAUUUAAUAUUUCAAAGACGAGCUACACUAUAUAAUUAUAUAUUAAUUUUACCAUGUGUGUUAUUAACAUCUAUUACCUUAGUGUUAUUCUGGAUUCCACCUGAAUCACCAGCUAAAAUGCAAUUAGGGUUAACAGAAUUCAUUGCUUUUUUCGUGUUGUUGAAAAUUUUAGAGAAGAACUUACCACCCGGUACAGAUACUAUGCCUCUAUUAGGUACAUAUUAUUGUUUGAACAUGAUCAUCAUAACUCUGUCAUCCUUUCUUAACGUUAUGGUUGUGAAUCUGAAUCAUUAUGGUGCAACCCGAUCUCACUUUCCAGAACCAUUCCGCAGUGGCCUGUUUAAUUACGUUGCUAAAAUUCUACUAAUGGAUUCCUUGGUUAGUCCACUACGGAAUAUAAAGGCUGUUAAGAAUAUAACUACCGGUGGCAGUAUACAAGACCUUCAAGCGGAUAAAUGGAAUCCGGAUCCAAUGGCCUCAACGGAAAUGUUAGUUCAUCUUCAAAAAGAUCUGGCUAAAACUGGUGGUCCAUUAUUCGCUAUUGAUAAACAACUGUGUGAAUUACGAGAUUUUAUUAAACAAAAUCGUAGAAGAUUAUUUGAACGCGAUCGUAAAGAAAUGCUAAUGAAGGAAUGGAAGGCAAUAGCUUUGAUACUGGAUAGAAUAUUUUUUGUUAUUUAUUUAAUAAUUAUUGUUGGGUCUUUAAGCUACACUAUUCCCGUUUUGACAUCAGAUAAUGGUCAAAACACAACUGCAUUAGCUGUUGCUAUGGGCAAAUCUGUAUAG